This is a messenger RNA of Cinara cedri, 2044 nucleotides long. NCBI's taxonomy places the organism in Eukaryota, Metazoa, Arthropoda, Insecta, Hemiptera, Aphididae. The record is from the annotation of a GenBank genome assembly.
AUGGAAGAAGCAGGGGAUUUUCGUAAAAUGAAUUACGAUAUCUCUAAGUAUAACAGGUCCAAAACGGGAGGGAAAGAGGAACUAAGUGCUUGUAUAGUGGAUAUCCAAUUUAUAAAACGACAGAAAAAAAGCAAGGGUUAUGAUAUAGGCAAGAAAGUCAAUGGUGGAAAGAGGCAUAUAAUCACAGCAUUUGUGCUUGUUUGCUAUGUCGGAGCUGCCAAUGAGAGCGACAGAGAUAGUAUAAAAAUAGCAUUAGAUAACAUGAAGAAAAAAAUAUAAUAAAAUUAGAAAAAUAUUCGCUGACAUGGGAUAUCAAGGAAAAGAUUUAAAAGAAUAUGGAAUAAAAAUUGAAAUUGUAAGAGGUAUCUGUGAAGAUUUUUGGGUGCAUCAAGACACUCCACCGGAAUUAUUAGCCCAACGAGACCCAGGACAUUUAAAGUGCAGCCCAAGGGGGGGGGCUUGUAGAAGACUUUUGAUUGGAUCAAUAGGGAUAGGAAGCUAUCGAAAGAAUGUGAUUUACUUAUAACAUCUACUGAAUAUUUAAUAUAUUUGGCCAUAAGUAGGGCUGUACUAAAAGGGAAAUAUACUUGAUUAAUGGUUUGUGAACAACCUUAAACCAUACAGCCCCACUAUAUAACUAUAUAUUAUCCUCGUUUAAGGAGUUAUUAUGUGACAAGUAUUACAUGGGUGCGCCAAAACAAUAUAGGAGGUGUGUAGAGUAAUACAAAACAGUAAAGAGAGUAUAGCAAAGCUUGCAGAGCACUAUAAUCUUAAUCCGAAGGCUAUUGUAAAAUGGAAAAAACGCUCAUUUGUUAUAGACGCUGCAAUUGGCCCAAAACAUGGAAAAUCAAAGAUGUCAACUCAAGGGGAAGAAGCAAUAAUUGUCACUUUUCGCAAGCAUAUACUUCUUCCUUUGGACAAUUGCCUUUAUUCUUUGCGGGCCAUAAUUCCUUGUUUAACUCGGUCUAGUUUGCAUCAUUGUUUGCAAAGACACGGCAUUAGCAUACUGUCAGAUGUUGAAGGAGAGAUAAAAGCCAAAAAGAAAUUCAAGCUAUGUCCAAUCGGUUAUUUCCAUAUUGAUAUCGCAGAAGUUAUAACAGAAGAAGGGAAGUUACAGCUAAACUUGCUUAUGUUAAACUGCAUAAUAACGCUAUAAAACCAAUAGCUACUGAGUUUUUGCGUAAUUUAAUCAAAAUUACCCUAUGAGAAUUAAGAACGUCAUAAACACGCUUUUUAGCGCAUAUUUGAUAGAGUUUUCAAAAAUGACAUUGAACAUCGUCUUACUAAAAUCUGACAUCCCUCGACAAGUGGCCAAGUUGAGCGUAUGAAUAGGAUGCUAAAAGAUGUUGUAGUUCAAGGGUAUUACUCUACUAAUCUCAUUAGUAACUCAAAGAGCAUCUUUAUAGCUUCGUUAUGGCCUACAAUUAAGCUAAAAGACUCAAAGCUCUUAAGGAACUCACACCUCUUGAAUUCGUAUGUGAUUAGUGGACAAUAUUUCCUGAUUUAUUUAUACCCAAUACUCGCCUUCAUACUUUGGGAGGAUGUAAUUAGUGUAAACACUCCGCGAUAAAAUGUGUUAUUAUAUGUAAAAGCGUACCACUAAAUUAUAUGACAAAUAUUAGAAUAGAAGUUUUAGAUAAAUGUACGCAAAUUAAUGUCUACUCUAUUUACAUAGACAAAGAAUUAACGUCGAAACUAUGCGAGGAAAUUUGUGCCUUGUUUUAUAAUAAAACCAUCCAAAAUUACCGUUACUAUCUCUAUAAUGAGAGCCUUGAAGAAGUGCGAUAUGAAUUUAUAGAAUCGUGGGUAGAAUGGGAACUUGAGAUAAGCCUCCUACCUGGCAUGACUGAUAAUUUAGGUAAUACAACAAGACGCAUUGUUAGAGAGUAUUUAAUAAGUAAGGGUUGUAUAGAUAAGAAUAUUUAUAUCAGCGGAAAAAGUUCCAGAUUAAUACUGGGCAAAGAAGACAUACCCACUGAAUAUGAUAUAAAGCAAAACUUCAAUUCUAUUGUUGAAUAUUGCACGCUCAUAUACAAAGAAAAUG